AUGGCAAGCCACAAGAGCCCACAGCCCUCUCAACUAUCAAAAUGGCACAGGCCAAAGAAGACAGCCUUCGACCUCCCCUGGGCUGAUAUCAAAGUGCUUGAUCUUAGCAUAUUCGGCUCGGAAGAAGGCAAGAAGAGACUGGUCGAGGAAUUACGCGAUGCUGUUCACAACACGGGCUUCUUCAGCCUGACCGGCACCGGCUUCACCGAGGAAGAAGUGCAGCGACAAUAUGAUAUUGCCCAGGGCUUCUUCGCGAAUCCCCAUGACGCAAAGAGUCGACCCGAAUACAAGUGCGACUUUGCCACGGGCAACUACUUUGGCUACCGCGAGAUCUACGAAAAGACCAUCAUGGGCACAGACGUGCGCGACAACGUCGAGCUCUACAACAUUGCCAAGUUCACGCCACACAACGAGUCCGAGGUCCGGCAUCCGUGGUUCGAGCCGUACAAUGUCGAGAUUGAGGCGUUCUCGCGCAAGGCCAUCGAGGUGGCAGCCAAGGUGUUUGAGCUGUUCGCGCUCAUGCUCGAGCUGCCCCCAGACUACUUCUCCUCGAAGCACCUUUACAACGACGCCAGCGACGAUCACUUGCGGUACAUGUCGUACCGGCCCCGCAGCGCCGAGGAUGAUGCGAAAGUGCAGAACACUUGGUCGCGGGCGCACACGGACUUUGGGUCGCUGACACUGCUCUGGAGCCAGAACGUGGCCGGUCUGCAAAUCAAGACGGGCGGUGGCGAGUGGCGGUACGUGCCGCCCGUCGACGGGGGCAUCAUCUGCAACGUGGGCGACACGAUGGACUUUUGGUCCGCGUCAUACCUCAAGUCGACAACCCAUCGCGUGGUGCGCCCGCCGCCAGACCAGCUGGACGGAAACCGCCUGGGCCUGUUCUAUUUUGUACGGCCUGGCAAUGAUGUGGACAUCAAGCCGGCCCCGUCGCCUCUGCUUAAACGGCUGGGGCUUGUGGCGGAGAAUCAGGAAGACGCCGAGCCAGUAACUGGGCUCCAGUACGUGCGCGAGAGGGUCAAGAACUACCAUAACCACGCGGACUAUGGGGACCGGAAAGGACAGCACUUUCAAGUGGGCAGCCUCAAGAUUGUGGACGAGGCGGACUGAGGAAGGAUUGGUGGUAUCGUUGUUGCAUGCAGAUUAUACGCCACUGGUCACCAGCUUCAUGGCAUCAUGGUCCUGCGAUCCAUGGCAAAGCCGUCUCGUGCUGGAAAGCUCGUGCCUGCCUCGCAGAUCCUGGUGUAGACGGACACGGUGCCGGAAGGCUCAGCG
Messenger RNA from Microdochium trichocladiopsis, 1275 nucleotides. RefSeq names its product 2OG-Fe(II) oxygenase superfamily protein. The coding region runs from base 1 to 1110 and encodes 369 amino acids. The transcript has 2 exons. NCBI's taxonomy places the organism in Eukaryota, Fungi, Ascomycota, Sordariomycetes, Xylariales, Microdochiaceae. The record is from RefSeq and is a predicted model, not a curated record. Gene Ontology annotation, molecular function: dioxygenase activity.